Molecule: messenger RNA, 3042 nt
Organism: Zootermopsis nevadensis
Lineage: Eukaryota; Metazoa; Arthropoda; Insecta; Blattodea; Termopsidae
Gene: Coq3
Product: ubiquinone biosynthesis protein COQ3, mitochondrial
Biological process (GO): ubiquinone biosynthetic process
Cellular component (GO): mitochondrion
Molecular function (GO): polyprenyldihydroxybenzoate methyltransferase activity; 3-demethylubiquinol 3-O-methyltransferase activity
Source: RefSeq, a predicted model, not a curated record
UCUGUUUCAGAUUUAGUAUCGUACCCAUGCAGUACCAACUUGCACUACAAGCAAGUCGCCAAAGUAGGUUCGAAUUUUUCCAUAGGAGACGGUGAAAACUAGUACCUGCGUGAAGUGUAGUAAAAUAGAUAGUUUAUUUACAUUUUAUAGAUCCUUCAUAGACCUAAACCAAAUAAUCCAAGAAUGGACUCUCAUGCCCUUUCCAGAAUGCUGCAAGUUGGCCUUUGUCCGUGCCUAAGCAGGUUCAAAUCAACCACAAGCGUUAAACAGGAAUGGCCUCAACUUGAGCAGUCAACUGUUGACGAAGCUGACAUUAAGCACCACAGUGAGAUGGCCAGCAAGUGGUGGGAUGACAGAGGAGUUACGAGGGGUCUUCAUGCAUUAAAUAAGCUGAGGAUACCAUUUGUACGUGACGGCCUUCUUAAUGUAGGCCAGAUUAAUUUAGCAAAAUGGCAAAGUCCUCAGCCUCUGCAUGGAAUGAAGAUUUUGGAGGUUGGAUGUGGUGGAGGUAUACUGACUGAACCACUCGCAAGAAUUGGUGCUAACGUAACUGGAAUUGAUGCAAGUCAAAAUAUGAUUGAUACAGCAUCUUCACAUGUGUGUCAAGAUCCUAAUAUAUCAAACUCCAUUAUUUACACGUGCAGAACGAUAGAGGAACAUGCAAAGGAACACAAAGAUUGUUAUGAUGCAGUUGUGGCAACAGAAGUAUUGGAACAUGUCAUUCACAAAGAUUUGUUUUUGGAUGCAUGCAUAUCAACAUUGAAGCCUGGUGGAUCCAUCUUCAUCACAACUCUGAACAGAACAAUUUUAAUGUGGGCAAUUGGUAUUUUCUUGGCGGAAUAUGUUCUGAAAGUGGUGCCGCAAGGGACUCAUGAUUUGAAUAAAUGUAUUACGCCACUUGAAGUACAAGCUUUACUUGAGAAAUAUGGAUGUACCACAAAACUCAUCCAUGGGAUGCGGUAUAAUUUUCUGUCAAAUGAAUGGCAUUGGUCAUCAGAUACCAGUAUCAACUACGCUAUCCAUGCAGUACGAAAGCAGCACUGAUUGUGUCGCCUUGAACGACGUCACAGAAUGAAGAGAUACCUAAACUAAGUUUCUAUACAAGGAAAUGAUUGAGAGUUCAAGAAUUUAAGUUGGUGUUCCAGUGAAUACAAAUAAUUGUAUGUAUCACAUUAAAUUCCAUAGACUUGUUUCAUAGGUUUUUAAAUGUGAGUUUUAUGUUUCUAAAAUCUUGUAAUAAAAUCAUCACAUGGAAUUAAGCUUUACUAAAGAAUUUGCUGUAGUGAUUACUGAUAUAAUAUACUGUGUUUAAGUGUGGGGUGAUGAAUGUAAUUUGUAUUCAUGUAUUGGAAAACACAUAAGAUGUCAGACCUUUUCAUUGUGUGAUGUAAAUUUACAUCAAAAUUUUUUUGUUAACAGUAAGUGGUGGCAGUGAUCCUCACAUACAACAGCGUUUUGUCUGAUAUUACCAGAAGGUAGGAAAGGACAUAUAAUAAGGACUGCUUACACACAGCUGUAAUUUAAUUCCAAAGUUAAUGUCAUUUUAUAAAAAAGAAAUGGAACUAUAAUAAUUCCAAGAGUAUUGUACGAGGUCUGUUCAAAAUGUAUCGGACCUUAAUUUUUCCCACAGAAACAAAUGAAGCACGGGAGGUGUCCUCCGGUGGAGGGGUGUAGGGGACCUGCAUGCGUGAAUUUUUUCCCGCCCGCCCACAGAGUAUGUAUUCUUUUUCAGUUUAAUACAUGCUGAUGAACACAUAAUCAAUAUAUAAUCCAUGCACAUUAACCAUUUUCAUGCUGAGCUUUGUUUAUGUGAUAACGUAGCAAAAUCGUUCAAGAUACCUCAUGACAGGUAGCGAAUGAAGUAUAUUUUCGCUAACAUUACUGCAACAUAAUCAGUAGUUAAACAUGCAGUCUUGUUGAAAUUGAAUUUAUUAUAUGAAUUAGUACAAUUAAUCAUUCUUCUUUAAUUAAUUUUCUGUUGGUCUACAAACUGCAGUUGUAAUAAUUUUCCUCAUUUUCAAUUAUGUUAAAGUCCAAAUACUUUCAAUUUUCACUCGUCUUCACAGCUAUUUAGUACGCAGUUCUCUACUUGCUAGUUCUGCCACCAAAAACCCUGUCACUCAACUGACAGAAAUAAUUUAUGCUGUGACUGACUCCACAUUCUAAAUGUCUCUCAUCCCUCAGUCCCCUCUCCAAGGGUGGCAUGAUACACACCCAGCCAACUGCGUGGAGCGAUGUCUCGACGGGCCGAGUGUACGUGUUGCGUUACUAAACAUCAGAUGUUUUCAGAAUGGAGAAGUUUUUCUGAGUGAAGUAUCGUGUUAAGUACAUGUAAAGGGUUCAUGACUUCGGAAAAUCAUUUCUUGCAGAUUAAUUAAAACUGUAUUAUAGAUUAAAUAGAAAUAUUCUUUUUGUUUGUAGAAAGUGGUUAUUUUGGGGUAUUGUAAUGUAACUGAGAUUGUUAUCAGUCUCUUUGUGCAGAUUUUUAUUUCAGUUGUGUAUCUUGCAGGCUGGCAUUUUUGUUAUUAAAAAGUUCUCAUAGGAACAUACCAGGAAAUAUUGAUGGAGAAUGUUUAGUUUUGGUAUGUCUGAUUUCUUGUUUUUCAGUUUUGAUUGCACAUUUUAAAAUCUCAGCAAUUAAAACUUAAAUAGUUAUUAAGACAUCCAAGGACUAUACAUUUUUACAUUGAACUUCUUUAAAGCUAAAGAGAACAAUUCAAAAUAUACAUGGUCAUGAAUUUUUUCAGUAAAGAACUCCAGCCACUGACAAAACAUUUCUCUGUUGAUCCAUCCAUUGCACAAGACACCAGGUGUCCUAUUGGAGCUCAAUCAAGAAGCCAUUUCUCUGUGUUUGUGGGAGAUUAGAAAUGGUCAGUAAGCGAGUUGCAUAGCAGCAGCAAAUUGCUGUUAUUUCCACUUGUUUCUUUCCUGUAGUUGAAAGAAUUUUGGGAGGCUUUUUGUUGAAGUUUGUACACUAGUGUCAACCAUUUUGUAAAGACUUUUAGUUCCUACAGGAAAAUGCAUAAACAAAUCAUUUGUCGA